CGGGCCCAGUCAAGCGCCGCACGGAUCAUGGCCGCAGCCGCACGGGGCCAGGUCUGUGCCCGAAGGCUGCUUCCUGUUCCUUGGCUUCUGUUGGGUCCCAGAAGAUGUGCCUCCACCAAUUUCAAGGCUGCGGAUCUGCAGCUGCAGAUAACACAUUCGCCUCAGAAGAAGCCCAGUGCCCACGAGCCCCUGGUGUUUGGGAAGACGUUUACUGACCACAUGCUCAUGGUGGAGUGGACGGGGAGCAAGGGCUGGGGACAGCCCCGCAUUCAGCCCUUCCAGAACCUCACGCUGCACCCGGCCUGCUCUGCCCUCCAUUACUCCCUGCAGCUCUUCGAGGGCCUGAAGGCUUUCAAGGGCAAGGACCAGCAGGUACGCCUCUUCCGGCCAUGGCUCAACAUGGAGCGCAUGCUGCGCUCGGCUGGACGUCUCUGCCUGCCGAGCUUUGACAAGGUGGAGCUGCUGGAAUGCAUCCGCCGGCUCAUCCAGGUGGACAAGGACUGGGUGCCCGAUGGUGCAGGCACCAGCCUCUACGUGCGGCCCGUGCUCAUCGGGAACGAGCCCUCCCUGGGUGUCGGUGGUGUCACGCAGGCCCUCCUCUACGUCAUCCUGUGCCCUGUGGGCUCUUACUUUCCUGGAGACUCUCUCACCCCCGUCUCCCUCCUGGCUGACCCCACGUUCAUCCGGGCCUGGAUUGGGGGGGUCGGCGACUACAAGCUGGGAGGGAAUUACGGGCCCACGGUGUUUGUGCAGCGGGAGGCCCAGAGGCAGGGCUGCGAGCAGGUGCUGUGGCUCUACGGGCCUGAGCACCAGCUCACCGAGGUGGGCACCAUGAACAUCUUCAUCUACUGGACCCACGAGGACGGGGUGCUGGAGCUGGUGACGCCCCCGCUGGACGGCGUCAUCCUACCUGGGGUCAUCCGGCAGAGUCUGCUGGACCUGGCUCGGAGCUGGGGGGAGUUCCGGGUUGUGGAGCGCCAGGUGACCAUGCGGGAGCUGCGGCGCGCGCUGCAGGAGAGCCGCGUGCGGGAGGUCUUCGGCUCCGGCACCGCCUGCCAGGUGUGCCCGGUGCACCAGAUCCUGUACGAAGGCCAGCACCUCCACAUCCCCACCAUGGAGAAUGGGCCGGAGCUCGUCCUCCGCUUCCAGAAGGACUUGAAGGCGAUCCAGUACGGAACAAGCGCGCACGAGUGGAUGCUCCCGGUGUGACCGCCGAGCGGUGGCCUCCAGUCCCACCUCGCCUCGCCUCCUCGCCGAUGACUCACCUCAAGUGCAAUAUGAAUCAGACUGGGGGCGCCCGGACUCCUGGGUCCGCGCACCCCCAUGUUGUCGCUACACUCCCAAAGCCAUAGGGGCCGGCGCAGGGGUCUGCGCCCCCAGCCCUCUCGGGGAUCACGUCCCCCAGCUGCUCCGUUCCUGAGGGGGAGGUGGUCAACGCUGCGCACUGGCCCCACUCCGCGCGUCUCUCCGUGUUCUCUCGCCGGACCCUCGGUGCUGCCGUUGAUUUUUUUUUUCCUCUGCUGCAAUUUUGAAAUAAAAUGCCAAAGAACAA
Molecule: messenger RNA, 1552 nt
Organism: Ochotona curzoniae (black-lipped pika)
Lineage: Eukaryota; Metazoa; Chordata; Mammalia; Lagomorpha; Ochotonidae
Gene: BCAT2
Product: branched chain amino acid transaminase 2
Exons: 11
Coding region: 28-1209 (393 amino acids)
Biological process (GO): L-leucine biosynthetic process; L-valine biosynthetic process
Cellular component (GO): mitochondrion
Molecular function (GO): branched-chain-amino-acid:2-oxoglutarate transaminase activity
Source: RefSeq, a predicted model, not a curated record